Aspergillus ochraceoroseus IBT 24754 is the source of this 1936-nucleotide messenger RNA. Its product is annotated as putative 2-ketogluconate transporter. Gene Ontology annotation, molecular function: transmembrane transporter activity. Lineage: Eukaryota; Fungi; Ascomycota; Eurotiomycetes; Eurotiales; Aspergillaceae. The transcript is spliced from 5 exons. Gene Ontology annotation, biological process: transmembrane transport. The record is from RefSeq and is a predicted model, not a curated record. Gene Ontology annotation, cellular component: membrane. Bases 300 to 1883 code for a protein of 527 amino acids.
UACAGGUCCGGGGGAGGGAAACAUGGGGAAAACUACGGGGGAAAGCUGGGGAAAGGACAGGCAGUUGUUGGCCUUUUGGCUAUCGACAUGGUUAGAGAGUUGAUGUGAAUAAUGCGCUGCUUGAGGCGGUUGAUAAAAGGUUGAACCUCCCCCCGGCUUCGACUCUCUUUCUCUCUCUCCCUGCGGUCCGCUGUGGGACUUUUUCUAUAUCUUUCCCCUCAAUCUCCACUUGAGUCCACGGUAGAGAGGGGUUCUACUGUCGUUCUGUUCUCUUCGCCCCUGUGUUCUACCCUAGCACAAUGUCGUCCAACAAUAACCCUAACUCCGCCCCCGAGGUGUCCAAGGAGGUCAAGGACUCGGCCCAUGUGGAAAGAGUCGUCUCGGAGGCUGAGGGCAUGGGCAAGGACGCUGUUGACGUCUCGCGUGUCGACAAGGAAGUCCAGCAAUAUACCACCCAGGAACAGAUCGAGAUCGAUGAAGCGACUAAUAAACGCCUGCGAAGGAUGAUUGACAAGCGUGUGCUGGUGGUUAUGGUCUGCACGUACUUCCUGCAAGCAUUAGACAAAGGGACAAUGUCAUUCUCCUCGAUCAUGGGUAUCAAGGAGUAUGCUGGGUUAACCAACGGUCAAAAGUACUCCUGGUUGACUACCUGUAUUUACAUCGCUGUUCUGGUCGUCGAAUACCCGACCAACUGGAUCAUCCAGCGCGUGCCCAUUGCCAAAUAUCUCGGGAUCAAUAUUUGUCUCUGGGGCUCUACCCUUGCACUUCAUGCCGCUUGCCACAACUUCCCCAGCUUGGUCGCGGUGCGCACCUUGCUCGGGAUCUUCGAGGCUGUCUGCCAGCCCUCGUUUGUCCUGCUUUCUAGCAUAUGGUACAAGCGACACGAACAGGCCGAAACCGUGACUUACUGGUACAUGAUGAACGGCGCCCAGCAGAUCGUCGGCGGUCUUCUCGCCUACUGUUUCAGUCUGAUCGGCAACAAUCACAGCAUCAAGUCCUUCCAGGCCCUCUUCAUGACCUACGGCUGUGCCUCGGUGCUCUGGGGCGCGUUCGUGAUCUGGUGGAUGCCCGAUUCCCCGAUGCGUGCCAAUUGCUUCAGCGAGGAAGACAAGCGCCUCAUGGUCGAGCGUGUCCGGUCCAACCAAACCGGUCUGCAGAACCGGCAGUUCCGCUCGUACCAGCUCUGGGAGGCGGCCCGCGAUCCACAGGUCUACUGCUACAUGGCUAUCCAACUCUUCACCACGCUACCCACCAGUGGUCUCGGCGCAUUCGCCAACAUUAUCAUCGCGGGCUUCAAAUUCUCGGUCCUGCAAACCCAGCUGCUGGCCAUGGUUCUGGGCUUCUAUAUUAUCAUUGUGCUCCUGACGUCUGCUUUUCUAGUGAGGAAAACCGGCCAGAACCUACUGAUCAUGCUAGGCUUCAUUAUUCCCUCAUACAUCGGUACCAUCGUUCUUAUGACAGUAGAGAACAAGAACAUGUCCACCAAAGUCGGUCUCCUGAUCAGUUACUACAUCACAUUGUCCUUCUGGUCCGCGCAGAACCUAGGUCUCUCCAUGGUUUCCCGCAACAUCGGCGGCGCGACGAAGAAAUCCGCCGUGAUCGCGGCGACAUUCGUCUCCUGGGCUGUUGGUAACGCCAUCGGCCCCCAAGUCUUCCUGGACCGCGACGCACCCCGUUACUUCAUUGCCUUUGGUGUGCACCUCGGCUGCUACACGUGCAUGACCAUCGCGGUUAUUUUCCUGCGAUUCUACCUCGUUCACCAGAACAAGAAGAAGGAGCGGUUACUGCGCGAGGCUGGUCUUGAUCCUAAUGAUCAAAACCUGGCUCAUGCGUUCGAGGACCGCACUGACCGGGAGAACCUUUACUUCCGCUAUAUCUAUUAAACCAUGCUCAUGAUAAUGAUGGGGGAUGAUUCGAGUACUAACAAUGCAAUGAA